Messenger RNA from Oncorhynchus tshawytscha (Chinook salmon), 1928 nucleotides. Its product is annotated as uronyl 2-sulfotransferase. The coding region runs from base 258 to 1469 and encodes 403 amino acids. Gene Ontology annotation, cellular component: membrane. The transcript has 8 exons. Lineage: Eukaryota; Metazoa; Chordata; Actinopteri; Salmoniformes; Salmonidae. Gene Ontology annotation, molecular function: sulfotransferase activity. The record is from RefSeq and is a predicted model, not a curated record.
GUAAUCUGACACCGCCGCUGGCUCAAAACAUCUAAACCGAAGGAUGAACCCACAACUUCAUUGGCAGAAAUAGUCCGAGAGAACAGACGAGAGAGACCGAACGGAGACGAAAACCGAGUGGGCAAAUAACUCGUGGCGGCGGCGGGUGCCUGCGUUUCCUAAUAGGUGUCCGUUUCAAAUAAUAUCAAAGCAAGAAGUUUCACUUUCCACAGGCGGAUGGGUGACUAUCGCUCUCGGCGGCGCUUUGUGAGGAGGAGAUGAUGAAGAAUUUCAGCAACAGUCCCCUUCACAAUAACCAGACUCCAAACCACAUUAGAGAUUGGAACAACAAAAAGUUCGGUUUUCUCUCGGCGGUUCUGUUACGUUUUUCCCUGCGAGGUUAUGGUUUCUGCAUGGCUAGUCUAUUCAUCUUCUGUUUUGGGUCUCUGUUUUACCAGUUGAACGGAGGACCCCCCAACAUUCUACUGGACAUCCGACAGUAUCUCGGAGAAUCCACAUAUCUCGAUGACCACGGACCCCCAGCUCCCCACGUGCUGCCGUUCCCCAGUCAGGUGGUGUAUAAUCGUGUGGGGAAGUGUGGCAGCAGGACGGUAGUCAUCCUACUAAGGUUACUGGCAGAGAGACACCAGUUCAACCUGGUCUCCUCAGACAUCCACAACAAGACACGCCUCACCAAACAUGAACAGGUGGACCUUAUGAGGAACAUCAGCAACAUCCCUCAGCCUUUCCUGUACACCAGACAUGUCCACUUUCUCAACUUCACCCGGUUCAGGAUAGAGCAGCCCGUCUACAUCAACAUCAUACGGGACCCCAUUAACCGUUUUCUCUCCAACUACUUCUUCCGACGUUUCGGGGACUGGAGGGGGGAGCAGAAUCACCUCAUCCGAACACCAGGGAUGAAAGGUGACGAGAGAUACCUGGACAUCAAUGUGUGCAUCCUGGAGAAUUACCCAGAAUGCUCCAACCCCAGACUCUUCUACAUCAUCCCAUAUUUCUGUGGACAGCACCCCCAGUGCAGGGAGCCGGGACAAUGGGCACUGGAGAGGGCCAAACAGAACGUUCUAGAGAACUUCCUUAUCGUGGGGAUCCUAGAGGAGCUGGAAGAUGUCCUGCUUCUUCUAGAGAGACUGUUACCUCACUACUUUACUGACGUACUCAACAUCUACAAGAGCCCAGACUACAGGAAGAUGGGGAACAUGACUGGUACGGUGCGUAAACACACACCCACUCUGGAGGCCCUUCAGGUUCUGUACCACCGCAUGCGCUACGAGUACGACUUCUACAACUUCAUCCGAGACCAGUUCCACUUGAUGAAGAAGAAGAUUGGCCUCAAAUCGGUCCCCCGACCAUCUUCCCAGCAGGCCUCCUUCUUAAGAGACCUCUCCCUCCGAACCCCAGAGCCCCUGGAUGAAGAUGAGGAGCUGGAGACCGACCUGGAGGAUGCCAACAGCUGGUUGGUCCAGCCCUGACCAAUGCCGUGGUGACUGAGGACUUUACUUGCAUCUGGUUGGCUGGAGGUGGCAUGAUAAAGGGGCGGGGGAUGUGCCCUGUCUGUCAGCAUUCCCAGGAGGACGAUUGGUUGGGGGUGUGUGGAUCCUGAUGCCUGUGUUUUUACGGGCUACAUAUUCCGUUCAUCUUGGACUCUCUACUCACCGCUGAGAACCUUAGGAGUGGGCUCUGAUUCUCUGCUACCACUGAGGACCUUGGGAGUGGGCUCGGACUCUCUGCUACCACUGAGGACCUUGGGAGUGGGCUCGGACUCUCUGCUACCACUGAGGACCUUGGGAGUGGGCUCGGACUCUCUGCUACCACUGAGGACCUUGGGAGUGGGCUCGGACUCUCUGCUCACCGCUGAGGACCUUGGGAGCGGGCUCGGACUCUCUGCUACCGCUGAGGACCUUAGGAGCGGGCUCAGACUCUCUGCUACC